AUGCGUGCCAAAGAGAGAAACUCAAGUGCACGUAACGAAGAGAAAGCCCAGUCGAUGCUCUAUCGCUUUCGCGAGGCACAGGCUGCCGAGCUAGGCUUGAUUCGAAAGAAAGAGAGAAGACCAGGAAUGGCAUCGACUGUGACAUCUGUAGGCGAGUGUGAGCGAUGGCGUCGCGAAGUUUUAGGCGAUGUUUCUCGCAAAGUUUCCAAGAUUCAGGAUGUGAGCUUGUCGGAUUACCAGGUUCGCGAUCUAAACGAUGAGAUCAACAAGUUGAUGAGAGAAAAAUACCAUUGGGAACGGAGGAUAAGAGAUCUUGGUGGUGCAGACUAUACAAGAUCAGCACCAAAAAUGUUGGAUCACGAAGGCAAAGAAGUCCCAGGAAACAGAGGAUACAAGUACUUUGGAAGAGCAAGAGAUUUGCCAGGUGUCAGAGAAUUGUUUGAGCAAGAAGCUCCCGAACCUGCAUCUCGUUCACGGUCAGAGAUCUAUCGUAACAUUGAUGCAGAUUAUUACGGAUACCGUGAUGAAGAGGAUGGUGCGCUUGUAGAAUAUGAAGCAGAGCAAGAACAGGAUCUUGCAGAACGUGCACUACGGGCUGCAGAAGAACAAGAAAAGAAGGAAGAGGAUGAUGAAAAAGAAAAGGCAGAAGAAUUGGAGCAAUUGAGAUCAGAAUCUGCUGUACCUGAUCAAAAGGACAUUGAAGCUUAUCUUGUAAACCGACGACGACAGCAGCUGCUGGACAAGUACGUGUCAGAGGACUUACAGCAAAACGAGCAAGAAACAAAGGAACUCACAGGCCAGAAAUAAUAAAAUACACAAAACACACACACACACAUACAUACACAUACACUUUUUUUUGGAGUCACCAUCUGAAUCAUCUGGUUUAUUUGAAAUACCUAGCAAUCAAGGGAGUUUAAUAAAGAAGUUGGGC
Molecule: messenger RNA, 931 nt
Organism: Phycomyces blakesleeanus NRRL 1555(-)
Lineage: Eukaryota; Fungi; Mucoromycota; Mucoromycetes; Mucorales; Phycomycetaceae
Exons: 7
Coding region: 1-807 (268 amino acids)
Biological process (GO): generation of catalytic spliceosome for second transesterification step; mRNA 3'-splice site recognition
Cellular component (GO): post-mRNA release spliceosomal complex; Prp19 complex; post-spliceosomal complex
Source: RefSeq, a predicted model, not a curated record